GGCCGCGCUGCACGCCGGGACGGGCCGAGGAACGGCCGGGCCGGGCCCCGCUCCCCCGCGCCGCCCCGCCCCCGCUCCGCUUGUCCCGCAGGAUGGCGGAGAGACCGGAGGAUCUGAACCUGCCUAACGCCGUCAUCACCCGCAUCAUCAAGGAGGCGCUUCCCGAUGGAGUAAACAUUUCCAAAGAAGCUCGGAGCGCAAUAUCUCGAGCGGCAAGUGUGUUUGUCCUUUAUGCAACAUCAUGUGCAAAUAACUUUGCCAUGAAGGGGAAGAGGAAAACACUGAAUGCUGGCGAUGUUCUCUCUGCCAUGGAGGAAAUGGAGUUUCAGCGAUUUGUAGCCCCUUUGAAAGAAUCACUGGAAGUUUACAGGCGUGAACAGAAAGGAAAGAAAGAAGCCAGGAAAGAUAAAGACAAGAAGGCAGACUCAGAGGAGCAAGAUAAGAGUCGAGAGGAAGAGAAUGAUGAUGAUGAUGAAAGGAUGGAGGAAGAAGAGCAAAAUGAUGAGGAAGAAGUGGACAACUGAGCUUGCCGAUGAGACGUGCAGGGGCUGGGUUUUGUUCAGAGGGAUAUAAAUGCUGUAAAUCAACCUUGCUGUGUCCCCUCUUGUUUCCAGUAGAGCUUUGUACUGUUCCUCUGUGGCCUCUCCCUUUGUGGCUUUAACUUGUACAUAAAAGACUUCUGCUCAAGCUUUUCUGGUGGAAGGAUUGCUUCUCCCUGUGCACAGGGGGCUUGGCACCCUCCCCAGGUUCUGAGCAGACAGUAGUGGGACUGGGCUUUUUAUGUGGGGUUGGCUCUUAAAUAGAGGAAAAGAGAAAUGUCAGAUGCUCAGUACAGAAGCUGGCCAGGAGAACUUGAGAGACUGUUGAAUAUUUUCCUUAAACCAAGUCAGGUGAAUCAAUAGGUCAUUAACCCUUCAGGGUUUAGAAUAUACAUGAUGUCAGGAGGCUUGGAACCUGAAUAUUUAAGCUUUUUAACCAAGUGACUUGGUUUUUUUCUUUAUUUUCUUGCAUUCUGGCAGUGCCUUCUCUUCCUGCUGUAACUGUGACAGUGAUACUGUGUCUUUCAACCUUACCAGUCAUGUGCAGCAAUACAGGACAGCUGUACAAGGACCAGUGUCUUUAAAGCCCUGGGAGACCACGAGGAAUUUUAUUAAAAAUCUGAAGCAAAAUGAAUGGCUAAUUUGAGGUGAAAAAGGGCAGCUGUAUCGCGUGGUACAUUUGUUGCAGGUCAGCGGUGGGCACCAGUGGUCUCGCCUCCUUUUCCUCCUCUGCAGAGCUGCAGUUCCUGCAGACAGGUUGGCGAUUGCAGCAAGUUUAAAUGUGGUAGAAUAGUGGUGAUUCUCAUUUUUUUUUUUUAUUUCCCAAUUGGAUUGCACUAAUUACAUCAAAGGUCCCUCUUUAGCCUCCAACAGUCAUUCCAGAGGUGCAGCCGCCUCCCAGUGUGACCAGCUCCGGGAGGGCAGGGCACUCCCACCAAGGAGGGCCAGCCUCGGACCUGAGUUUUUUAAAAUGGCUCCUUCAAGAAAGAUGGAUUGAUGAAACAAGCUGUUUGUAUUCUUAGUACUCGUAUAGGUUUGUUCUUUUAUACUUGAACUGUUAGUUUUGAUGCCUUUCUUUUCUCUGAGAAAGUAUGUUAGAAUAAGCUCUUUUUUGAGGAAAAAUGCUUCAUUGUUUGAUCUUGAAGGCUAAUAAACCCAAUAUUUGAAAGUAACUGAAGUCUGGUGAAGGAAACUUGAGGAAAGUUUUAGGUACCUUUAAGUAAAACCCACGAGUUUUGCUCAUGUGCAGUUUUGAAAUAACAUGUGAUGAAUAGUAUGUCCUUUUUGCCAAAAAAUUGAUGCAGAGCUACCCUGCCUUUAUGGUUUUAUGGCACAAUGGCUUUUCACACACAAGCCCAGCUCCUGAAAAGAACUGAAUCAAAGAUAUUCUGCUCUCUACUUUCUACUGGCAGGCAGUCAGCAACAGAUGAAAAGAAUGAGUUGACGAUGUCUUCCCAAGAUCUACAAUAACAAAGGCGGCCUUCCUUUUAGCUCUUUUUCCUCUUCCAUUUUUUUUAUUAUUAUUUUUUUGCUGGUUUAGUACAUAUCUGGGUGUAUAUUCUAGAAGGGAACAAUGUCUAAAUAAAAGCCAGAUUUUUUACAGAA
Messenger RNA from Tyto alba (common barn owl), 2144 nucleotides. RefSeq names its product DNA polymerase epsilon 3, accessory subunit (gene POLE3). The coding region runs from base 93 to 524 and encodes 143 amino acids. The transcript is spliced from 4 exons. The record is from RefSeq and is a predicted model, not a curated record. Gene Ontology annotation, biological process: heterochromatin formation; DNA damage response; leading strand elongation. NCBI's taxonomy places the organism in Eukaryota, Metazoa, Chordata, Aves, Strigiformes, Tytonidae. Gene Ontology annotation, cellular component: CHRAC; epsilon DNA polymerase complex. Gene Ontology annotation, molecular function: protein heterodimerization activity; chromatin DNA binding.